Messenger RNA from Knipowitschia caucasica, 1056 nucleotides. NCBI's taxonomy places the organism in Eukaryota, Metazoa, Chordata, Actinopteri, Gobiiformes, Gobiidae. The record is from the annotation of a GenBank genome assembly.
AUGGACGAGGACCAGUGCUACUACAAUGAGACUAUCGCCUUCUUUUACAACCGCAGCGGCAAAGACCUGGCCUCAGAUUGGAACACUGUGAGCAGCCUGGUCAUGGGCUUGGGCAUCACCGUGUGCAUCUUCAUCAUGCUCGCCAACCUCCUCGUCAUGAUCGCCAUCUACGUCAACCGCCGUUUCCACUUCCCCAUAUACUACUUGAUGGCCAACCUGGCAGCUGCCGAUUUCUUUGCGGGCUUGGCGUAUUUCUACUUGAUGUUCAACACGGGACCAAACACGAAGCGGCUAACGGUUUCGACGUGGCUGCUGAGGCAGGGGUUGAUCGAUACUAGCUUGACCGCGUCCGUGGCUAACCUCCUCGCCAUCGCCAUCGAACGCCACAUCACUGUUUUCCGGAUGCAGCUGCACACGCGCAUGAGCAAUCGGCGAGUGGUGGUGGUUAUCGUCAUCAUUUGGACGAUGUCGAUAGUCAUGGGCGCCAUUCCGAGCGUCGGUUGGAAUUGUAUCUGCAGUCUAAGGUCGUGUUCCAAUAUGGCGCCCCUAUACAGCAACUCCUACUUGGUGUUUUGGGCGGUAUUCAACCUGGUGACGUUUGUCGUAAUGGUCACGCUCUACGCACACAUCUUUGUUUACGUCCGGCAGAGGACAAUGAGGAUGUCGAGGCACAGCUCUGGACAAAGGCGAAACAGAGAUACCAUGAUGUCUUUGCUGAAAACAGUGGCCAUCGUGCUAGGAGCCUUCAUCAUCUGCUGGACCCCCGGCCUGGUCAUCCUCCUCCUGGAUGUCUUCUGCGCCAACUGUAACGUGCUGACCUUCGAGAAGUUCUUCCUGCUGCUCGCCGAAUUCAACUCCGCCAUGAACCCCAUCAUCUACUCGUACCGCGACAAGGAGAUGAGCGCCACCUUCAGGCAGAUCUUGUGCUGCCAACGCCAAGAAAACGUCAACGGGACAGUGGCGGAGGGCUCGGACCGAUCGGCGUCCUCCAUUAACCACACGGUCCUGAGCGGAGGAGCACAUCACCACCACAACAACGAACACUCUGUGGUAUAA